CCUCCUCAGUUCGCCAGGAUCAUCUUCUCCUCUUCAUCAUGUCUUGUGCAUCUCUAAAGCUGGAUUAUGAGACGUGAUGAUCGGGUCCAGGAUGAGUCUUCACCCGCUCAUCUCAUGGGAUGGAAAAUCUGGAUAAUCAGGAAUUUCUUGGACUGACUGAACAGGAUUCAGUGCGAUGGGAAAGAAUGAGUCUGGUGGAUAUUACACGGAGAAUCAGGCUUUAACUGCAUUAUAGAGGUGCAGAUCAAAGCAGUGUGAUGUCUGAUAACACAUCACUGCCGUGUGUGUCUAACACAUCUCUCCUGCCUCCGCUGACGGACUGGAGGGCACCCUCCUUCACUCCCGCGGCUCAGGCCCGUGUGGCGGCCACCAUGGUGCUCUUCCUGUUCGCUGCCGUCAGUAACCUGGCGCUCCUCAUCAGCGUGUCACGCGGUCGCGGCCGGCGUCUGGCAUCUCACCUGCGUCCUCUCAUCAUCAGCUUGGCGUCCGCUGACCUGAUGAUGACCUUCAUCGUGAUGCCGCUGGACAUGGUGUGGAACGUGACGGUGCAGUGGUAUGCCGGAGAUGGGCUCUGUAAGCUGCUGUGCUUCCUGAAGCUCUUUGCCAUGCAAACCUCUGCCUUCAUCCUGGUGGUUAUCAGUCUGGACCGGCAUCACGCCAUCCUGCGCCCUCUGGACUCACUCAACGCCCACCACAGGAACAGGAGGAUGUUACUGCUGGCCUGGAUACUCAGCGCGCUGAUCGCAUCGCCACAGCUGUUCAUCUUCCGGACGGUCAAAGCGGAGAGCGUGGACUUCACUCAAUGCGUUACUCAUGGGAGUUUCCGCGAGCGCUGGCAUGAGACGGCGUACAACAUGUUUCAUUUCGUGACGCUGUACGUGAUUCCGCUGCUGGUCAUGAGCUGGUGUUACACCUGCAUCCUCAUCGAGAUCAACAGACAGCUGCACAAGAGCAAAGCUGGCGAGUCUCUGAGACGCAGCGGCACAGACAUGAUCCCGAAGGCCCGGAUGAAGACGCUGAAGAUGACCAUCAUCAUCGUCCUAUCGUUCGUGGUCUGCUGGACGCCCUACUAUCUGCUGGGCAUCUGGUACUGGUUCCAGCCGGAGAUGCUGAAGGUCACGCCCGAGUACAUCCAUCACCUGCUCUUCGUGUUCGGGAACCUAAACACCUGCUGCGACCCGGUGAUCUACGGCCUUUACACGCCCUCGUUCCGCGCCGAUCUCGCCCGCUGCUGCCGCUGCCGGACCCCCGUAGACUCCCCACGCUCUCUGGACCGGCUCUCGGCCCGACACGAGCACGAGUCCAACCCGGCCAGCGUGAAGAGCACUUAAACCACAUCUCAAACUCACGACGAUGAAGCGAUGGAGCGUUUGCAUCAGAACAGACUUCAGAUCGCGCUUCAUAAUAAACGAGACACUGAGCCGCUGCAUGGAGCGCCGCGGGGUUCAUACACAACUAAUGAAAAGAGCUCAGAGCAGAUUACCCAGAAGCCUCUGCAGUUUUAGAAUAACUUCACAGAUUUCACAGCGUGCUUUUGUUAUUAAAGCAGCUGGACGUCUGUGUCAAACUUGUUUUGUAUGUUUACGCUGUUGAUCUGUGUCCGUUCGCGUCCACAGGGACAGUUAUUUUUUGCAUUACAACUUUAUUUAUCCAUUUUUAGCCUAAAAAUCUUGACUGCCAUUUAAUCUGGUCCACUUUACAGCUCAUUCUGACUCAGAAUCACCAACACAGACACUGCAAAAGUGCUUCUUCGCCAGUAUUUUUGUCUUGUUUUCCAGGAAAUGCUGAAUUACACUAGAUAAGAAGUCUUGUUUAAUCUAAUAAAUAUCUGCUAAUGGGGUCGGAAAAAUCAACUUCAUUCAAAAGGAAAAUCAGUUGAUAUUUUUUUAAUUUCUCAUUAAACAAGACUUAAUAUCUCAUGUAAUUUUGCAUUUCCAGUAAAUGUAUUCUGAUUUAAUAAUCUUGAGAUAUAUUUGUACUGGAAAACAAGGCAGAAAUUUUUUUUUUUUGUGCACAUCAGUACCUGGACUCUGAAAUAACAUGAUGAAUCUCUCUAUAUAUGAACAUCAUUGUUCUUCAGUGACCCACAAACACUGUAAACACUGUCAGAAAUACCAGCUGUUAAUACAGCCAAUUAA
Molecule: messenger RNA, 2138 nt
Organism: Cyprinus carpio (common carp)
Lineage: Eukaryota; Metazoa; Chordata; Actinopteri; Cypriniformes; Cyprinidae
Product: gonadotropin-releasing hormone II receptor-like
Biological process (GO): G protein-coupled receptor signaling pathway
Cellular component (GO): membrane
Molecular function (GO): gonadotropin-releasing hormone receptor activity; peptide binding
Source: RefSeq, a predicted model, not a curated record